Messenger RNA from Onychostoma macrolepis, 1561 nucleotides. It is a transcript of the gene ebna1bp2, whose product is annotated as EBNA1 binding protein 2. The transcript is spliced from 9 exons. The record is from RefSeq and is a predicted model, not a curated record. Lineage: Eukaryota; Metazoa; Chordata; Actinopteri; Cypriniformes; Cyprinidae. Bases 171 to 1103 code for a protein of 310 amino acids. Gene Ontology annotation, biological process: rRNA processing; ribosomal large subunit biogenesis. Gene Ontology annotation, cellular component: preribosome, large subunit precursor; nuclear periphery; nucleolus.
AAGUCCUCCAGCAGCGGAACCAUUCUUUCGCUGUUCUCUGUUUCCGUCGGGGCUUUAAUGUUGCGCGCACUCGUGAGAAACAGCGCUGUCCACACGUGAAGCUUGGGGAUGUUGUGAAUUCUUCUGUUACUGUAUUUAUUUUCCUAAUUCCCGUUCUGUAUUCGUUUACAAUGGUAGAAAUAGAUGAGGAUCCCCAGAUGGGGUUUGAGGCCGAGGAAGACGACGACGACGACGAAUUAUCGGACAGCGAGCUGCAAGAAGCUUUCUCCAAGGGUUUUCUCAAACCUGGACUGAAUGUUCCUCUGCUUGAGCCAAAGAAGGCCAUCAACAAUGUGGAGGGUCUUAAAAAAUGUCUCACUGAGUUUAAGAAGAACCUGCCGUGGGCUGAAAGGCUGGACCUCACUAACUACCCAGCUGUUGACAUUGUUGCAAAAGCGGAGGGCAGAGCGCAGCAACCAGAAGGCAGUGAAGACGUUAAUGCAGAGGAUGACUUUCAGAGGGAGAUGUACUUCUACCGACAGGCUCAAGCAACUGUUUUAGCGGCGCUGCCAAAACUGAAUAAAUUCAAGAUUCCUACCCGGAGACCUGAGGAUUACUUUGCAGAGAUGGCCAAGACCGAUCAGCACAUGCAGAAGAUUAGGAAGAAGCUUCUUCUCAAGCAAGCUGCAAUGGAGAAGUCAGAAAAGGCCAAGAAGCUCAGAGAACAGAGGAAAUAUGGCAAAAAGGUUCAAACACAGGUGAUUCAGAACAGGCAGAAACAGAAGAAAGCAAUGCUGACAGCUGUAAAGAAGUAUCAGAAAGGAAUGACAGAUAAAUUGGACUUCUUGGAAGGAGAUCAAGAUCAGAAACCGAAAGGAUCAGCAGCAAAAAAGCAAAUAAACAAAAAAGAUCCAAAUUCUAAGAGGAAAUACAAGGAUAAGAAGUUUGGCUUCGGGGGAAAGAAGAAGGGCACCAAAUGGAACACCAAAGACAGCCAUGACGAUGUUUCUGGAUUCAAGGCCAAAAUGGCUCAUGGGAAAGGUGGGAAACAUUUCGGCAAAGGGGGCAAGACAAAUAAACGGCCAGGGAAAGAGGCAAGGAGGAAAAUGAAGGCACGCAAAUGAGCUGUAUCUUCCCAUUAGUACCUCUCACUCAAAUGGAUUGUGCCAUUAAAAAGACUUUUUUAUCUCUAUUUCCUAUUACUCGGGUGAAGUCAUGGCUUUGUUCUUUUUUUGACAAACACCUUUGUAUUUUUCAAAAGACCUCUCCAUGUUGCCCGAGAGCAAAUAUUUCAGAAAAUUUAAUUUUUUAUGUUUGUAUUAAACAGACCAAUGUUAACACCAUCAAUAAAACCAUUCAGGGUGUUGAUUAUUUAAUUGAACAUUUUUCCAUAGAUUUGCAUCUAUACUGGUAAUGUUUUUUUUUUUAUAUGUAGAGAGACAGACUGUAAAGCUACUUUUCUCCUAUUUGUCUGGGUUCAGAAAGCACACAGUCUUGUACUAAAUCAGUCAGCAAAUCAAAUCUGUUUUCACAGUAAUGUUUGUAUUUGCUAUGGGAAUAAACAUACUGCUUUAUCUGCUUA